AUGGUAGUUUGUUAUUUUGGCUUUCUUUCUUCUGUUUACGUAUUUACAGAAGAACAGGAACUAUAUCUAUCUAUCUAUCUAUCUAAGAACAGGAACUAUCUAUCUGUCUAUCUAAGAACAGGAUUUCUCUCUCUCUCUCUCUCUCUCUCUCUUUCUAUCUAUCUAUCUAUUUAUCUAUCUAUCUCAUUUUCUUUAAUGCCAUUCUAUGUGAAUUGUUUAAGAUAUAUCAAUCUAAUUGACCAUAUCUAUUUAUCUAUCACAUUCUUUUCAUUAUCUAUUUAUAUCAGUUUCUUCAUCUCUCUCUCUCUCUUUCUCAAUACAACAAAACGUUACAAGCUUGUCGUUACUUUUUCUCUCUCUCUCAUUCUCUCUCUCUCUCUCUCUCUCUCUCUCUAUUUCAUCUUUUCUUUCUUUCUUUCCAUCUUUCUUUCUUUCUUUCUUUCUUUCUUUCUUUCUUUCUUUCUUCUUCAUUUUGCAUUUAGCGUUUUAUUUUUUCUUUCUUUUUCCGAUAUGCUUAUUUAUUCAGUUUUUCUUUUUUUCACUUUCUUUACCUUUCCAUUACUUUUUAUCUUUGCUCUUCAUCUUCCCUUUCUUUCUUUCUUUCUUUCUUUCUUUCUUUCUUUCUUUCUUUCUUUCUUUCUCCUUAAAUCCGAUUUCCCUAGAUCCCCAUCUUCAUUUGUAUUUCUCCUCCCUCCUCCCCCCCUUCCUCCCCUCCUCUCUCUCUCUCUCUCUCUCUCUCUCUUCCCUUGUCAUCUCGUACAAUAA
Acanthosepion pharaonis is the source of this 765-nucleotide messenger RNA. NCBI's taxonomy places the organism in Eukaryota, Metazoa, Mollusca, Cephalopoda, Sepiida, Sepiidae. The record is from the annotation of a GenBank genome assembly.